AAGUGGAUGCAAAUGGGAUUUUGGAAUGUAUUUCAAACCAUUUCACUCGGACUCGAACAAGUUGUAAAACUAGGAGAAGCAAACACCAACAACCAUUCAGAAAACACUUUACAUAAUCAAAAAAAGCCUUUUGUCAACAACUUUGUUUCUUCUUUGACGAACAAAAACUCGUCAACACUUUCUAGUGACUUUCGAGAAAGCUUGAAACGGUCGUAUCCCUCCUCAGUAGAAUCCGUUCAACCGGCGAAACGAAGACUUACUCAUAAUUGUGAAGAAGAUUUCACUUCCAUACCAAAAGAGUUUGAUAUCCAAAAUCUUGCCCAAGUCAAACGUCGAAAGCUCUCCUUCCUAGAAACUGUAAGAAGAAAACGAAAUUUGAAAUUAUAUAGAGAUAAAAUACGAAACUUAAGAGUCGAAAAUUUCAGCGAGGGGUCUUCGCAAACGUUGGAGAACUCUCUGGAUGAACUAACAGCUGCCAACCUAUCGAGACCAAAGGCUGAAAGCCAAAGCGCCAGUCAGUCUAAUUAUCGUCUUGAAGCUAUAAGAAAACAGGAGAAGUUGUCUCUUCAAAAGGAAAUAGAUAUGCUGAAGCAGAGAAUACAACAGUUGCAACGACAGGAAAAGAAGCAAGUGGGACUACUGAUAGCUUCUAAUGAUUCCGAGUCGAUGUUGGAGCAAAAACUUUUACUUUCUACUACCAAAUUCCUUGACAAAGCAGUAUUUCAUCAGGAAGCGUUUCAGAGAUCGGAGGAUGGAUUGCUUCAACUACGUUCAAAGAGUGCCAUUCAUAAGAAUCGUGCAAUCUUUUUUGCGGAACAAGUUCGAAAAGGUUUAGAGUCUGUCGGUAUAAACAAAACAGAUACAGAAGUUGCUGUACACAAGUCUUUUAGCAUUGUAGAAAGACAUGAUGAGAAGAAGCAACAACUCAACGCAGUUAUCGAGUUAUCGGAUAGCAGCGAUGAUGAUGAACUGGUAGAUAAUGUUACCGACGAAAGUGAAGAUGUGGAAUUACUCGAUGAAUUGCUUUCUUCUUUAUCAGAGGAUUGUCAGGUUGUGAAUAUUUCCGAAGGUACAGUAUCUCCCGAAGAAUUGAACAGAUACCUAAAGGAUGGAUUGGACUUUCCUUACGCAGUCGACGAAAGGGAUCCUUUAUCACCCUUGUCUGCCAAGGCUCUGAUGUUUUGCAAGUAUAUGUUGAAGGAACCGAAGAAUCGUUUGCUAGUUUCUCGAGAUGGAAUGAAAAUAACGAGAAAUGAUUUGCGUCUCCUUCUUCCAGGGAAUUGGUUAAAUGAUGAAGUGAUUAACUUUUACAUGUCACUCCUCCAAGAACGAAAUGAAAAGAGUAUUUGUGAUAACGGAUACUCGAAAUGUCUGUUUCUUUCAAGCUUCUUCUUCAUUAAACUGUUAUCGGGGGGUCACUAUGAUUAUAAUGCUGUUCGAAAGUGGACCCACCAUGUCAACGUGUUUGAAUACGAUAAGGUCAUCAUACCCAUAAAUAUAAAGAAUUGUCAUUGGAUCUUGGCUGUGAUUGACAUAGAAGGGAAGCGUUUUAUAUGUUUAGACUCUAUUCGGGGUUCUCAUAUGAAAAGGUUGCAAGCACUUCGACAAUGGCUGUAUGAUGAAUAUCGUACCAAACUUGGUUUAAAAUUAGAAACUGACAAAUAUUCUUUCGAGCAACCUGAUGUUCCCCGUCAGUCCAAUGUAGAUGACUGUGGAGUUUUUUGCUGUAAAUUUGCUCAUUAUGUGUCCUCGAAUUGGAAACUAACAUUUUCUGCUGAGAAUAUGAAUUACUUCAGAUGGAGAAUGAUGCUUGAAAUAUUAUGUCAACGAGUAUCAUGAUAUUUGGAAUUGUUUUCUUAUUCAGCCCGAAGCAUUUUAUAUAAAGUUUUUUUAUGUGGCCACACGACUGUGUCUGAAGAACGGUGGUUUCGUAUUUGUUUGAUUUCUACGGAAGAGGAACACUAUUUUUUCACUAAGAAGAGCAUCUCGUGGAGAAUUACAAACAUUUUUUAAUUUGGCGCUCAAAGGAGAGCUGCUUUUUUCUUUUCUUCCUUUCACUUUAAAUUUUUCAUGUUCGAAUAUCAAGACACAAGAAGUGACAAUUUCUUCGUUAUCAAUCGUUUGAAAUAAAGUUUGAACUUGUUCC
Molecule: messenger RNA, 2146 nt
Organism: Galdieria sulphuraria
Lineage: Eukaryota; Rhodophyta; Bangiophyceae; Galdieriales; Galdieriaceae
Product: SUMO-specific protease/ cysteine-type peptidase
Exons: 1
Coding region: 7-1839 (610 amino acids)
Biological process (GO): protein desumoylation
Cellular component (GO): nucleus
Molecular function (GO): deSUMOylase activity
Source: RefSeq, a predicted model, not a curated record